Messenger RNA from Papaver somniferum (opium poppy), 1920 nucleotides. RefSeq names its product GPI mannosyltransferase 1-like. NCBI's taxonomy places the organism in Eukaryota, Viridiplantae, Streptophyta, Magnoliopsida, Ranunculales, Papaveraceae. The record is from RefSeq and is a predicted model, not a curated record. Gene Ontology annotation, molecular function: alpha-1,4-mannosyltransferase activity; GPI mannosyltransferase activity. Gene Ontology annotation, biological process: GPI anchor biosynthetic process. The transcript is spliced from 4 exons. Gene Ontology annotation, cellular component: glycosylphosphatidylinositol-mannosyltransferase I complex; membrane. The coding region runs from base 242 to 1684 and encodes 480 amino acids.
CUAUGGACUAGAUGCUGAAAAUCUUCCUGCAAGAAGCUUUGUGUUUCAGCGGGUUAAGGCUGGUGUUCCUAUAUUCAUUCCAAAUUCUUUACCCGUCCCAGCGUUUGAAAUACAAAACAAGUUUAGUUGUCAGUCAGGCUUUCUUUAAUCCGCAAUUCAUAUCACUUUUCACCCCUAGGUGCUUUUAUGUUCUUUUACUUCACCCAACUCUCUCUCCAUCUCUCUCAGACGCAGAGAAACGAUGGUGCCGAUCAACUUCCGAUCUCUAUUAAUAUUCUCUGCAAUCCUUCGGAUCUUUCUUAUAAUUUAUGGAGAAUGGCAAGAUACUCAUAUGGAAGUUAGAUACACAGACAUUGAUUACUAUGUCUUCUCUGAUGCUGCUUCUUUAAUGGCUUCAGGGAGAUCCCCUUAUGAGAGAUCUACAUAUCGAUAUUCUCCUUUGCUUGCGUUUCUACUCGUACCCAAUUCAUUUAUUCAUCAAUCUUGGGGGAAAUUUCUUUUCUCUGCUUCAGAUUUGCUUGUGGGAAUACUUAUUCGCUCGAUUUUGAAGCUACGUGGGGUUCCUGAGAAAACAUGCUUAAGUUCUGUAGCAUUGUGGCUCUUCAAUCCAUUUACUUUCACCAUUGGCACUCGUGGAAACUGUGAGCCGAUGGUUUGCGCUAUAGUCCUGUGGAUUAUUUACUGUCUCAUGAAUGGGAGUGUUCUGCAAGCAGCAAUAUGGUAUGGACUUGUGGUUCAUUUUAGGGUCUACCCAAUUAUCUAUGCGCUUCCUAUUCUCCUUGUUCUUCAUCCACUCAACCUUCAAACUGGUCAGAAGCUUGUCAUUCAGAAAUGGAGCCAGAUUCAACAAGAAUCGUCUCUAUAUUCAAGCAGCAAAAAUCUGUUCUGUAUGGCCAACCCAUUGCUUCUUUUGAGAAAUCUUUUUACAAGAAGGAGAAUAAUAUUUGGGUUGCUCUCUGGGACUGUGUUCUUAAUUUUUACCAGUGUUUCCUUUUAUCUGUAUGGAUGGGAGUUUCUGCACGAGGCACUUCUAUACCAUCUUACUCGCACCGACCCAAGGCACAAUUUCUCUAUCUAUUUCUAUCACAUCUACCUUCAUCAUGAGCAUGCAUUCUCUGUGGUGGAGAAGCUCAUUUCGUUCUUGCCUCAGUUGAUUGUCCAGCUGGUGCUCAUUGUGCGGUUUGCUCAGGACCUACCAUUCUGCCUCUUUGUGCAGACAGUAGCCUUCGUAGCAUUCAACAAGGUUUGUAAUUCACAACCAUUUUAUUUUUCUUUUAGUGUUAAGUCACUUGAUAACUUGCUAUUGGAAGUUGUAGUUCAUCAUCGUCGGGUUACAUUCUCUAAAUUUAUCGCCAGUUGCCUAGUCAUUGUUAUUACAGCCCAGUACUUCGUGUGGUUCUUCUGCUUGUUGCCUCUAAUACUUCCAUGGAGCACUAUGAAACUGAAGUGGGAAGGGUUAUCCUGCAUUUUUAUAUGGAUGUGUGCUCAAAUCCAUUGGCUGAUGUGGGGUUAUCUAUUAGAAUUUAAAGGAAAGAAUGUCUUCAUCCAACUUUGGUUAGGAAGCAUAUUGUUCUUGGCUGCAAACACUUGGGUUCUUGUUAUGGUCAUCCGAAGACAUAUAUACUCGCCUGUGUUCCUGUUGCAAGAGAGGCGGACUUCCAGCAAAACGAGAAAAUUGCAGUGAGAGCUAUGGAUUUUACUUUUUACCUUGCUUGAGAUCUUUCUUUGAACAAUGUUAAUCUUCUUUGGUUUUUGAACUGUAAAUGAAUCUCCUGGUUUAGUAAUUUUUUGGUUAAACAAUACUUUUUAACAGGCAUCAUAUUGUAGCUCUAAAUUUUGUCGAUGUAAACAAAUGACAUGUAAACCCUUUUAAGCGGUUAUUAUAAUCAGCUGCACACCCGCUCCUGCGGUUUUAUCCAA